UCAGCUGAUGCAAUUGAAUUUUGCGUAGAAACGUCCGCAGUAUAAUGUCUAUUACAAUUAAAACUUGCUUUUACUUGAACAACGAAAACAAUUAAAUGAAACUUCUGCGAAACUGAAAGCAACAUACCACAAUUUGUAUCAGGGGCAUUUAGGUCUGAGUAUUUUGUUUUGACAAAUGGCUGUACAGUUGGUAAGACUACUGUGCAGUGGAUGCAGUGUUUGUGGCGAUGGAGGAUUACUCAGCUACGCUAGAAAAUAUUAUACAUAAAGCAACAAACCCCAGUAAACUUGUACACGACACACAGGCCAUAUAUGAAGCAUGCAAGUUUCUGGAAAGAGAAACAUUUUGUGCACACGAAGCAACACGCCUACUUGCAGCGAAAAUUCAGUCACCUGAUGAAAAGGAAGCCAUGCGUGCUCUGGUGGUUGUAGAUACGUGUAUGAGGCAUAGUGGACCAACAUUUCAAGCGGAAGUUGGGAAGUUCAGGUUCCUGAAUGAAAUGAUUAAAUUAGUAUCGCCAAAGUAUCUUGGGGCUCACACAUCUCCUGUAGUGAAGAAGAGAGUGCUGCAGCUAAUGUAUAUGUGGACAAAAGAGUUUCCCCAUGAGACAAAAAUCCGUGAAGCUUAUGAAAUGCUGAAGAAACAAGGUGUGAUAAAGGAAGAUCCUCCUCUUCCUAUUUACCAAACUGACAGUGCAGUAAGUCCAACACCAGCUCCAGCACCACCACCACCACCAAGAACAAAAAAGUCUAUUUUUGAUGAUGAUGAACAGUCACGGCUGUUGCAAAGGUUGCUGCAGAGCAAGAACCCUGAUGAUUUGCAGGCAGCUAACAGACUUAUCAAAAACAUGGUGAAAGAGGAUGAAAGAAGACUUGAAAUGACCAACCGUUGUAAUAAUGAAAUAGAGUCUGUACACAGCAGUGUUAGAUUACUAUCAGAAAUGCUGGACUCUUACAAGCCUGGCGAGACUUCAGAAGAGGAACUUGAACUUAUCAAGGAGUUGCAUCAAAGCUGUAAUAAUCUACGAACAAACUUAUUUCGCUUUGCAACAGAGAUACACAACAAUGAACAUCUUCUCAACAAAGUACUUCAAGCAAGUGAUGCUCUGGGUCAUGUGUCGGACAAAUACAAUGCCAUAAUUGUUCAAGGUGAACUGCCUGAAACCAAAAGUACGUCUUUGCUGGAUCUCAGCACACCAAGUGAAGAAAAGCUCCCACCAGUACCAACGGAACUUCUUGGCAAACAACUUGCUGAUUUGGGUAUUGAUGUAGAGCCACCAAAACAGUCUGCAAAUACACCAAACGCAUCAGUUACACAAUCAAACAUAGAAGUACUCGGAGAUAUAUUUGGUGGUGCAGAUAUUGCACCUAAACCUCUUCCUGUUCUGCAGCCUGUCACACUCCAACAGCAGACGCAUAAAAUCUCUAAUUUGUUGGAUCCUCCUGAGAAGCCCAGUAAACAAAAGGCAUUGGAGGAUCUCGAUGUCCUGGGGGAAACACUUCUUAAACAGAGUUUGCCUGCUACAUCCAAAAUUGGUUCACAAUUUUCCAAGCCACCAGCGAAAAUACCCAUGAAUUUGCUGAGCAGACAGCAAGAUGCGGCAAAGCCAGACAAUAUCACAACAUCAACACCCAUCAAGAAGAGUGGCAGUGACAAUUCAUCGGGUGUAUUAGAUUUGGAUCUUCUUACUGGAGAACCGGUGAAGCCCUUAGAAAAAGAUUCUGUGCAGAAAAUGGAGAGCAGAACAUUAGAUCUACUUAAUGGUGAUGAUACGAUGGUAGAUAUUAGUGAAGAAACACCAGUACAUUCUUUCUCUGAAAAUAACAAAAAUGACAGUGAUGACCGGCUAAGUGUUAACUCAGUAGAUGAUAAAUCUCACAGGACUAGCACAGAAAGUGUAAAUAUCUGUGAACCUAAGCAAAUUGAAGUGAAACCCUUGAAUGACAUCAAUGUUUCUUUGGACAGUAUAAAACCAGGAUCAGUCCCACCGCUGACUGUGCUGGAUGAGAAAAACGGUGUCUCAGUUAUACUUCAUUUUGCAAAAGAUAGACCACGAGAAGAUGUAUCAGUUGUUGUUGUGACAACCAUAAGUAAAAAUCCAUCACCACUAACUAACUACCUGUUCCAGGCCGUUGUUCCCAAGUCGUGCAAGUUAAGGCUUCAGCCUCCAUCUGGAUCUGAACUUCCUGGGCACAGCCCAUUUUUGCCACCUUCCGCCAUCACGCAAGUCAUGCUGAUUGCAAAUCCAAGAAAGGAACCAGUUUCCCUGAAAUUCAUGAUAAGUUAUUCAAUGGAUGAUGACACUAUAACUGAAAUGGGUGAAGUAGAGCAGUUGCCAUCUGAAGUGCAGUGACUUCAAAAAUAUAUAAAAAACUAUCAUAAUGAUGAGAAAUUAUAUUAUUUGUUGGAAUCUGCAUGAGUAACAUCAAGGCUGGAAUUUAUGUUGGCUGUUUGUUCUGCAGUGCUGUUGUAUGCUGUACAUAAAAAAUUAAUGAGGUUAAAUAUGUAUUUUUAUUGCUGCAUCAAACCUUAUUGAUAAUAGUUUCACAAAGACUGUAACACACCAAAACAAAGUGUAAUUUUUAAGUGUAAUCCAUGUACAGCCACCUAAACUACAUAAAUUUUCGUCUACACUGUAAUAUUUUAGAAACGGUAGCCAUAACUGUACUUGAGCUAUUUAUGAAAUAUGUUAUUUGUUGUUGAAUUUCGUGGAGGUGCUUCAUCUAUGCUGUGUCUGCUUCACUACUCACUUCUAUUUUGUUUCAGCAGUCUUCUUUUCUUGUAGUAGUGCCACAAUCACAGGAAACAGUAUUUACUUAACAGCCAAUGAGCUAUAACACCUUAAAUUUGUUUUUAAAUGUGUUAUUUAAAGCUUUACUCUGAAUUGGCUUUAUAUUAGUUGUCAUGUCAUUAAGUGACAGAAGACACUCAACAAUACCAUGGUGGUAUAUUUUUGCAGCCAUCGGAGCAGUUUCUUAUUGCCGUGUAGUUAAAUUAUUGUUUACAACUUAUUGUAAAAUUUACUACAAUUUAUGUGACCUUGUUGAAGCAUUGUAGCAAUGCUUGUA
This is a messenger RNA of Schistocerca nitens (vagrant locust), 3069 nucleotides long. RefSeq names its product ADP-ribosylation factor-binding protein GGA2 (gene Gga). Bases 228 to 2354 code for a protein of 708 amino acids. The record is from RefSeq and is a predicted model, not a curated record. Gene Ontology annotation, cellular component: trans-Golgi network. Gene Ontology annotation, molecular function: phosphatidylinositol binding; ubiquitin binding; small GTPase binding. Gene Ontology annotation, biological process: vesicle-mediated transport; intracellular protein transport. Lineage: Eukaryota; Metazoa; Arthropoda; Insecta; Orthoptera; Acrididae. The transcript is spliced from 11 exons.